Messenger RNA from Meira miltonrushii, 690 nucleotides. RefSeq lists its product as uncharacterized. Bases 7 to 567 code for a protein of 186 amino acids. The transcript has a single exon. NCBI's taxonomy places the organism in Eukaryota, Fungi, Basidiomycota, Exobasidiomycetes, Exobasidiales, Brachybasidiaceae. The record is from RefSeq and is a predicted model, not a curated record.
AUCAUCAUGAUGAAGCCGGCCUUUACAAAUCUUUUUUGCUCUCUCUCUUUGGCUUUGCUGAUGUUGAUCAUCAAUGAAGCUCAACCUGUCAAUGCCAUGCAUGGGCAUGGUAUGAUGGGUAUGGGUCCACCGCAUAUGAUGCAUGGAAUGCACGGAAUGCACGGAUUUCCUAUGCAUGGUAUGCAUCCUCCUCAUGGAAUGAUGCAUGGUCCACCACCAGCUAUGGCUGCUGGCGGCGGCGAAGCAGGUGGCGAGGCCGCGGCAGCUGCUGAAAAGCGUGAUAUUAGUCCAACUUCAUUCGAUCAAGCAAAAAUGGUUAAACGUAGCUUGGUUCAAUCAACCACAAAGCUUGUCAAACGUCAUUUCGGUCCACCGGGAAUGCCAGGUAUGCCUCCUUUCCAUAUGGGCGGUGGUCCUCCUCAUAUGCCGAUGAUGCCUCCUCAUAUGGGUCCACCUCCAGGUAUGGGAGGAGGUGGUGGCGGUGGCGGUGGCGGUGAAGAAGCUCCAGCCGAAAAACGUGACUUGGAGCCGAGCUUUAGCAAACGUCAAAUCCGUUGCUCUGCUUGAAGUGAAUCCUAUCGUAUUUAGCGUCUCUAAAGCCUUCUUGCUCUGAUUAUGGUUCCUCACAAUGGGAGAAGUGAAGCUUUGUCCGAGUUCGUAUACAGCUAGAUAGACACAUAUUUCUACACU